AUGUUGUCUUCAAGGAUAUCGAGGAGCUUCCUGCCCCGGGCAGCCUCCUCGUUUGCCCGCACAUCUGCCAUCCGCGCACCACUCGGUUCAUCAUUCGUGAGAGGCUACGCAGAUGAGAAGAUCAAGGGCCAGGUCAUCGGUAUCGAUCUGGGCACUACCAACUCCGCUGUCGCCAUCAUGGAGGGAAAGAACCCGCGCAUCAUCGAAAACGCCGAAGGCACACGAACAACGCCCUCUGUCGUUGCUUUCACAAAGGACGGUGAGCGUCUAGUGGGUAUCUCGGCGAAGCGACAAGCUGUUGUCAACCCUGAAAACACUCUCUUUGCCACCAAGCGUCUCAUCGGCCGCAAGUUCACCGAUGCCGAGGUGCAGCGUGAUAUUCAGCAGGUCCCGUACAAGAUUGUUCAGCACACAAACGGCGAUGCAUGGCUAGAGGCGCAGGGCCAGCGGUACUCGCCGAGUCAGAUUGGUGGCUUCGUCCUGGGCAAGAUGAAGGAGACUGCAGAGUCGUUCCUUGGCAAGCCCAUCAAGAACGCAGUCGUCACGGUGCCUGCUUACUUCAACGACUCGCAGCGUCAGGCCACCAAGGACGCCGGUCAAAUCUCUGGUCUCAACGUCCUCCGUGUGGUGAACGAGCCCACCGCAGCCGCGCUUGCCUACGGUCUCGAGAAGGGCACUGACCGCGUCAUUGCUGUCUACGAUCUUGGUGGUGGUACCUUCGAUAUCUCCAUUCUUGAGAUCCAGAGCGGUGUGUUCGAGGUGAAGUCCACAAACGGUGACACUCACCUUGGCGGCGAGGACUUCGACAUCACUCUUGUCCGUCACUUGGUGCAGCAGUUCAAGAAGGAGCAGGGCAUCGACCUCAGCGGUGACCGCAUGGCUAUCCAGCGUAUCCGCGAGGCCGCCGAGAAGGCCAAGAUCGAACUGUCAUCCUCUCUUCAGACAGAGAUCAACCUACCUUUCAUCACCGCUGACGCCUCCGGACCGAAGCACAUCAACUCCCGCAUGACGCGGUCACAGCUCGAGGGUCUCGUAGACCCUCUCAUCCAGAGAACCGUCGAUCCGGUCCGCAAGGCGCUCAAGGACGCCAACCUACAAGCCAAGGACAUCCAGGAGGUCAUCCUUGUCGGUGGUAUGACCCGUAUGCCUAAGGUUACCGAGUCCGUCAAGAACAUCUUCGGUCGCGACCCAGCCAAGUCUGUCAACCCCGAUGAGGCUGUCGCCAUUGGUGCUGCCAUCCAGGGCGCUGUCCUGUCUGGUGAGGUCACUGAUGUCCUCCUACUCGAUGUCACUCCUCUAUCGCUUGGUAUCGAGACACUCGGCGGUGUCUUCACGCGCUUGAUCAAUCGCAACACCACCAUCCCAACCAAGAAGAGCCAGGUCUUCUCCACCGCUGCCGACUUCCAGAGCGCCGUCGAGAUCAAGGUGUACCAGGGUGAGCGUGAGCUCGUCAGGGACAACAAGCUGCUAGGAAACUUCCAGUUGGUCGGCAUCCCACCAGCCCAUCGUGGCGUCCCCCAGAUCGAAGUGACAUUCGACAUCGACGCCGACUCGAUCGUGCACGUGCACGCCAAGGACAAGUCCACCAACAAGGACCAGUCCAUCACCAUCGCCUCGGGCUCCGGCCUUUCAGACUCGGAAAUCGAGAACAUGGUCAACGACGCCGAGAAGUACCAGGAGUCGGACAAGGAGCGCAAGGCGGCCAUCGAGGCGGCCAACCGCGCCGACAGCGUCGUCAACGACACGGAGAAGGCGCUCAAGGAGUUCGAGGACCGCCUAGACAAGACCGAGGCCGGCAAGAUCAGGGAGAAGAUCGAGGCGCUCAGGCAGUUCAUCGCGACGAGCCAGGCGGGCGAGGGCACGGCUACGGCCGCGGAACUGAAGGCUAAGACAGAUGACCUCCAGACGGCGAGUUUGACGCUGUUCGACCAGAUGCAUAAGGCGCGCAACGAGCAGCCAUCCGGAGAGCAGCAGCAGCAGCAGCCGGGCCAGGGCGAGAACAAGCCGUGA
This is a messenger RNA of Coniosporium apollinis CBS 100218, 2010 nucleotides long. Its product is annotated as hsp70-like protein. The transcript is spliced from 3 exons. The coding region runs from base 1 to 2010 and encodes 669 amino acids. The record is from RefSeq and is a predicted model, not a curated record. Gene Ontology annotation, cellular component: mitochondrion; cytoplasm. Gene Ontology annotation, biological process: protein refolding; cellular response to unfolded protein. NCBI's taxonomy places the organism in Eukaryota, Fungi, Ascomycota, Dothideomycetes. Gene Ontology annotation, molecular function: ATP binding; ATP-dependent protein folding chaperone; misfolded protein binding.